AUGACCGUUGCUCCUUCUCCUUUCGCGAAACAACCAUGGACGACCAAACAAGCUCAACUGCUCGCCUACGAUGAGCAGCAGCCAUCACUGCCACCUCCAGCUGCUCGACUUCCAGUCGUUUUACCCUCUCCGCCAUCACCUUCACGUCCACUCCAGCUCCCUCAUGUCGAGCCUUCCCCUUCGACCACUGCUUCACGUCGACCACCACCCCAUCCUAACGACACUGCCCAACACCAGCCCAUGACACCAUCAGCAGCAGCGAGUCCAGCUGCUGCCGCUGCUGCUCCUCACGACCACCCUCGUCUCCCUCCAGCUAGUCCGCCACAGUCCAAAUGGCCAGCUUCUGCUUUGUCCUUUUCAACACUCACAAACAGUCCGUGUGACCUCCAAUAG
Molecule: messenger RNA, 393 nt
Organism: Nicotiana tabacum (common tobacco)
Lineage: Eukaryota; Viridiplantae; Streptophyta; Magnoliopsida; Solanales; Solanaceae
Source: RefSeq, a predicted model, not a curated record